CGCCAGGCCUUCACCGCGAUACACCAAGCCAAGAAGCCCUAGCCAUGACUUCGUCCACCCCAGCGUCCUUCUCUAUGGGCACAGCCGACGGGUUGCCUGAGGCUGAGAAGAACGCAGCGGAGUCCGAGAAUACCUAUAUUCUGCGGCCCAUUUUCCAGCAAAGGUUCAGACCCUCUGUGGUUAAAGAAUGUAUCCAUGCUGUGCUGAAGGAGGAACUGGCAAAUGCUGAAUACUCUCCAGAAGAAAUGCCUCAGCUCACAAAACGUUUAUCAGAAACCAUUAAAGACAAAUUGAAAGAAAUGGGAUUUGACCGAUACAAAAUGGUGGUACAAGUAGUGAUUGGAGAACAAAGAGGUGAAGGAGUAUUCAUGGCUGCUCGCUGUUUCUGGGAUGCUGACACUGACAACUACACUCACGACGUUUUCAUGAAUGACAGUUUAUUCUGUGUUGUAGCGGCAUUCGGCUGUUUCUACUAUUGAAUCUUUGAAAAGUUGGGUAAAAAUAUGACCAUGAAGAAAUAUACUUUUUUUUAUAUUGUUAAAUAUCUCAACAAAAUAAAGAUAAUUUGGCAUUUUGGCAGCUGAGUCUAUUCAGUUUUAGGCCUUAUAUUUUAGUGUUUUGAUUUUGUUGUAACAUGUUCUUAUUGUAUUUGGAAAGUGGGGAAAAUUCGUAUUUCGAUUGUUCAAGCUAACCAAUUGUAAAUAUUUGGGUAUAUUUUCUACCAGUGCUUAUUUUCAGGGUUUUAAAAAAAUCAUUAUACACAAUUUUGUACCCUGAUUUUUCACUUCUCAUAGUGUCAUGUGCAGUGUUUGUCAUUUUAUUUCCAUUAUGAUUUUCAUAAGCAUAAUUUAAUAGCUGCACUUACUCCACUAGGUAAUACCAUUGGUUAUCGUUGCCAUUUCCUUAUUAAGGGAUUAUUAUUUUUUCACUAUUAUAAAUAACACUGAGAUGAAUUUAUUUG
Molecule: messenger RNA, 961 nt
Organism: Zalophus californianus (California sea lion)
Lineage: Eukaryota; Metazoa; Chordata; Mammalia; Carnivora; Otariidae
Gene: DYNLT2B
Product: Tctex1 domain containing 2
Exons: 5
Coding region: 45-479 (144 amino acids)
Biological process (GO): microtubule-based movement
Cellular component (GO): cytoplasm; cytoplasmic dynein complex
Molecular function (GO): dynein intermediate chain binding
Source: RefSeq, a predicted model, not a curated record